AGCCAAAAGCCAAAUACAAGACUGAAUGAUGUGAAGAACAAAGGUUCUCUUGAGAGCUGAGCCCAAGUCAAUUAGGCACUGAAUAAUUGAAGUAUAAACGAUGAUGGUGUGAAUGAGGGAAUAAGCUUUUACCAGAGAGAUGUUCAAGCUUUCAUAGAUUUUCUGAGAACUCCAGCUGAUGGUCAUCCACAAGUAAAUUCUUAUAAAAAUAAGAAUGAGCACGUCAACAUGUUGUGUGUUUAAGAAGUACAUGUCCGAGUGGUGUGUGUGUGACACCCCAAGAACCCACCUUUUUAAGGGUUGGUGGUGGUGAAACCUUGGGGAAAUGGCUGGUUCUGGAGGUGGCGGCGGCGUGCCUACUCUGCCACCGCCUCAGCCCAAAUCGCCGCCGCGGUACCCGGAUUUGUACGGGAAGCGCCGGGAAUUGGCCAGGGUCCAGAUGCUUGAGAGGGAAAUUGGCCUUCUUCAGGAAGAAUUGAAAUUUGUGGACCGCCUACAACCUGCUUCCCGCUCAUGUAAAGAGGUCACCGAUUUUGUGUUAGCCCAUCCGGAUCCUCUUUUGCCAACAAUCAAGAAAACCAGGAGAUGCUCUCGGAUCUGGAAAUGGAUAUGCGGGGCGUCAUGUUUCAGCAUGUCAUGGAUAUGUUGUUGUCCCUACCAUCUUCCUGCAUCAGCUGCUGCUCUCCGUCAUGCACCAAAUGCCCUUCUCCAUCAUGCCCCAGCUGCUCCUCUGCGUGCAAGGUGGGUCCCACCUGCUGCUCGUUGCCCAAAUGUGGGCGUUGCUGCUCUUGCCGGGAUGCAACAUCUUCUGGUUGCUGCAGCAACAAGUGCUGCUGGACUUGUUCUUGCAGUAGCUGCUGUACGCCGAAAUGCCCGAACCCUUCUUUUUCUUCGUGUUUUAAGUGCUCCUGCCGCUGCAAAUGCAGCGGCAGAUGCUGCAGCUGCUGUUUUCCGGUCAAAUGUCCAAAGCUAAAUUGUUGCAGCUGCAGCAGCUGCUGUACAAAUUGCUCCUCAUGCUGCUGCAAUCCUUUUAACUUGUGUUGUUUCUAGUACAUGUUCUUCAAUCAUCUGAAACAUUUUUUUGCAUAAUGUCUCCAAAAUUACAUCAGUGUUAAAUGUAUAUUCAAAGUUGUUCACUUGAAGUUCGGUUUGCGAAGAAGGAAAACGACUUUAAAAUUUUUGAAAAUAAUCCAGAAAAUACACACACGUCUUGAUGAACGAUUUGAUCUGGCCAUCAACGCUAAUGUGUGUUUUUUUUGUUAUCAAGAAAGUCAUUUUCACUUUCUUUUGUUUAGCUGAGACAAUGAAAAUGAAUCACUUCAUGGUAG
Molecule: messenger RNA, 1328 nt
Organism: Cuscuta campestris
Lineage: Eukaryota; Viridiplantae; Streptophyta; Magnoliopsida; Solanales; Convolvulaceae
Source: the annotation of a GenBank genome assembly